Molecule: messenger RNA, 1023 nt
Organism: Parus major (Great Tit)
Lineage: Eukaryota; Metazoa; Chordata; Aves; Passeriformes; Paridae
Exons: 3
Coding region: 1-942 (313 amino acids)
Source: RefSeq, a predicted model, not a curated record
AUGCAAGGACAGAGGCGAGGCUGGACCCCGGCCGGGGGCUUCGGCAGUCGGAGGCUGCUCCCUGCGGUUCGGCCGGCCGGCAGCAGUGCACGGGCAGAUCCAGCCCUUUCCCGGGAGUUUCGGGGUGAUUUCAGAGUUGCGGGAUGUCCGUGCCGCCGCCGCUCUGUCCCACACCAUUGCCUUAGUGUUGGGCUGACCACCUGGUGCUUUUUCAUGGUGAUGGCGGAACGGGGGAGGACAAAGGGAGAGAUUGAAAAGCCCUUCCCAGAACCUUUCCACGGCCCCGGCUGGUGGUCCCGGUUGGAGGCGGUGGCUGACAAAACCAGGCGAAGUUUCCCGGGGUCGGGGCUACCGUACCCCCUGAGCGGGGCUGGGGGCGGCAAUGCUCCCCCGAGGGCUGGGGAGACGUCGGUGGGAUCUCCUAUUCCUUCUCCAGGUUCACUUCCACUUUCCAUUGCGGGUGCCCCGGAGCAGGGUGAGCAGCUGCCCCCGAGCAAGCGCCUCCCGUCGGGCCGAAGGGCAGCGGACAGCGGGGGCUGGCCUCUCGGCCCCAUGCGGGGACGGCAACUCCCGGCUCUGCAGCUCUGGCCACCCUCGGCAGCCCGGGGGUCCCGGGGGCAGCAGCAGGAGCGGCUCGCAGCCGGUGCAGAAGCAACAGUUCCCCGGCACGUCGAGGAAAGGGAAGAACCUGCUUUUCCCCCGGGCACGGCUUUCUUCGGGAUGGGGAGGGAGCCAGCGGAGGCACGGCUGGGCUGCCUUGCUCCGCAGCUCUUGCCGUGCGCGGGGGAGAGUGUUGGGGAACGGCUACGGGAGCAAGAAAAAACAGACCUCAAGGUGCAAGAAGUGAGGAAACAGUGGCUCUCCCUUCCCAGACAGCCUGUCCUUCCACGUCGGUGGAAAACUCCAAACCUCGGUGGAAAACUCCAAUACUCCAAGCACUAGUAAUUAUAAGAGGAACAAUAAUGACAACAAUGAUAAUGUGUUUCCGUAUAUUAAAGCAUAGAAAAUAAAUAUCCUCCUACA